This is a messenger RNA of Drosophila gunungcola (fruit fly), 1302 nucleotides long. Its product is annotated as glycoprotein-N-acetylgalactosamine 3-beta-galactosyltransferase 1. NCBI's taxonomy places the organism in Eukaryota, Metazoa, Arthropoda, Insecta, Diptera, Drosophilidae. The transcript has 3 exons. Gene Ontology annotation, cellular component: membrane. The record is from RefSeq and is a predicted model, not a curated record. Gene Ontology annotation, molecular function: N-acetylgalactosaminide beta-1,3-galactosyltransferase activity. Bases 240 to 1268 code for a protein of 342 amino acids.
GGAGACUCUUUUUAGCUGUUUGCGAACGGAGCCAUCGAACAGUCGUUGAUCAGCUGGCGGCGAUGAGCGACGCCGCGAAAUGCAUUGGCUGUGCCCGCGGCUCGUUUUGUAAGAGCUCCACUGCCACUCCAAACCCCGUUCUCCGUCGAGUGCCCAUAACAUAAUAUCCCAUCCGGAGAAGCGCCAAAUGAAAUGCCAGCUGGUGGUGCUGGUUAUUCGCUGUCUGGAAUACACUCGGAAUGUAUCGCAAUAUACUCUGCCUGGCACUGGGCCUGAUCAUCGGCAUCCGGCUGACGGAUUUCUUCGAGUACUUCCAACUGACCGAAACGCAAUUCGGCAGCACGGCCAUUACCGAGAUCGAUGAUGAGGCCACGCCCCAACUGCCCACGGAGGAGGAGCUGGCCCAGUGGCUCCACAACGAGACUCGGGUGCUCUGCAUGGUGCUGACCAUGCCGAAGAAUCACCAAACCAGGGUGAGAAAAGUGAAGCGCACGUGGGGCAAGCGCUGCAACAAGCUGAUCUUCAUCAGCAGUCAGCAGGAUCAGGAGCUGGGCGCCAUCGAUGUGGGUGUUCCCGAGGAACGAAACAAUCUGUAUCCCAAGAUGAGGAAGGCCCUGGAGUUUGUGUACAAAAACUACGUCGAGGAGUACGACUGGUUCUUGAAGGCAGACGAUGACACCUUUGUGAUAAUGGAAAACCUGCGGCUCCUGCUUUACCCCUACGAUCCAGAGGCAGCGCUCUACUUUGGCCACCGAUUCCGCACUACUUUUCCGCAGGGAUAUAUGUCCGGAGGAGCUGGUUACGUGAUCAGUCGGGAUGCACUGCGUCGACUCAAUCUCUUUGCCUUUAACAAUACCCGCUUCUGUCCGCUUAACAACAUGUCAGAGGACAGACAGAUAGGCUUCUGCCUGCAGAAUGUGGGCGUGGUGGCUGGCGACUCCCGAGAUGAGGAAGGUCGGGACCGAUUUCUGCCCAUGUCUCUCAAAAAUAUGCUGCCCACCUUCCCCACCGACAAUUGGUUACACAAACUCACCUUUUAUGAACCUGUUAACGAAACUGGCUCUAGCUCGGGAAUUAGCUUUCACUACGUCAAGAACCACGAGUUCGAAAUGUACGAGUUUCUGCUGUAUCGACUGAGGGUAUUCGGAACUCCUUUAUCGCAGAGAACGCUGCCACCCAGAUUGGAGGACAAGCAGCUGCAGAACCAGAUGAAUUACUGGUCACAGGAGAAUAGCACCAAUCCAUACGCUUGGUUAGGGCAGGAAUAAUAUUAUAUAGUUUAUUCAUAGGCGAUAUUUAAAA